Dipodomys ordii (Ord's kangaroo rat) is the source of this 3346-nucleotide messenger RNA. RefSeq names its product Rho guanine nucleotide exchange factor (GEF) 7 (gene Arhgef7). The coding region runs from base 344 to 2161 and encodes 605 amino acids. The record is from RefSeq and is a predicted model, not a curated record. Lineage: Eukaryota; Metazoa; Chordata; Mammalia; Rodentia; Heteromyidae. Gene Ontology annotation, biological process: intracellular signal transduction. The transcript is spliced from 20 exons. Gene Ontology annotation, molecular function: protein binding; guanyl-nucleotide exchange factor activity.
GGCCGUGAGCCGUAGCAUCUCUGAGGAAGGGAAGCGGGUGUACCCGGAGCCGCGGACCGAGAGCGAGUGCCUGAGCAACAUCCGCGAGUUCCUGCGCGCCUGCGGGGCCUCCCUGCGGCUGGAGACAUUUGAUGCAAAUGAUUUAUAUCAGGGGCAGAAUUUUAACAAGGUCCUCACUUCCUUAGUGACUCUAAAUAAAGUAACAGCAGACAUUGGACUGGGAAGUGAUUCCGUGUGUGCUCGGCCCUCUUCACAUCGGAUAAAGUCUUUUGAUUCCUUGGGAUCCCAGCCUUCACACAGUCGGACUUCAAAAUUGUUCCAGGGCCAGUACCGGAGUUUGGACAUGACUGAUAAUAGCAACAAUCAACUGGUAGUACGAGCCAAGUUUAACUUCCAGCAGACCAAUGAAGAUGAGCUGUCCUUCACGAAGGGUGAUGUCAUCCAUGUCACACGAGUGGAGGAAGGAGGCUGGUGGGAGGGCGCACACAACGGCAGGACCGGCUGGUUCCCCAGCAACUACGUGCGUGAGGUUAAGCCCCGUGAAAAGCCUGUGUCACCCAAAUCAGGAUCAUUGAAGAGCCCUCCCAAAGGGUUUGACACAACUGCCAUCAACAAGAGCUAUUACAAUGUGGUGCUACAGAAUAUCUUAGAAACAGAAAAUGAGUAUUCUAAAGAGCUGCAGACUGUGCUGUCCACCUACCUGCGGCCCCUGCAGACCAGCGAGAAGUUAAGUUCAACAAACACUUCAUAUUUAAUGGGAAACCUAGAGGAGAUAUGUUCUUUCCAACAAACACUUGUACAGUCUUUAGAAGAAUGCACCAACGAGGACCUGGGGGAGUUCAUGGAGACAAAGGGCGCCAGCAGCCCUGGGAUCCUCGUGCUGACCACGGGCCUCAGCAAGCCCUUCAUGCGCCUGGACAAGUACCCCACACUGCUGAAGGAGCUGGAGAGACACAUGGAGGAGUAUCAUCCUGAUAGACAAGAUAUUCAAAAAUCUAUGACUGCCUUCAAAAAUCUUUCAGCCCAGUGUCAAGAAGUACGAAAAAGGAAAGAGCUUGAGCUGCAGAUUCUGACGGAAGCCAUCCGGAGCUGGGAGGGGGAUGACAUUAAGACUCUGGGCAAUGUUGUGUACAUGUCACAGGUCAUGAUUCAGUGUGCAGGAAGCGAGGAAAAGAAUGAAAGAUAUCUUCUGCUCUUCCCCAACCUUUUACUAAUGCUAUCUGCCAGCCCCAGGAUGAGCGGUUUCAUCUAUCAGGGAAAGCUACCAACGACAGGAAUGACAAUCACAAAGCUUGAGGACAGCGAAAACCAUAGAAACGCAUUUGAAAUAUCAGGGAGCAUGAUUGAGCGGAUACUGGUAUCUUGCAACAACCAACAGGACCUCCAUGAAUGGGUGGACCACCUGCAGAAGCAAACGAAGGUCACAGCCAUGGGCAACCCCACCAUCAAGCCCCACUCUGUGCCGUCCCACACCCUCCCCUCCCACCCCAUCCCUCCAUCCAGCAAGCACGCAGACAGUAAGCCCGUGGCGCUGGCGCCCACGUACCACACGCUCCCCCACCCCUCCCACCAUGGCGCCACGCACACCACCAUCAGUUGGGGACCUCUGGAGCCUCCGAAGACCCCCAAGCCAUGGAGCCUGAGCUGCCUGCGGCCUGCGCCUCCCCUCCGGCCCUCGGCUGCCCUCUGCUACAAGGAGGAUCUUAGUAAGAGCCCCAAGACCAUGAAGAAGCUGCUGCCCAAGCGCAAGCCGGAGCGGAAGCCUUCAGAUGAGGAGUUUGCCUUGAGGAAGAGCACAGCUGCCCUAGAAGAAGACGCCCAGAUUCUGAAAGUCAUCGAAGCCUACUGCACAAGCGCCAAAACGCGGCAGACGCUGAAUUCCAGUUCACGCAAAGAAUCUGCUCCGCAAGUACUGCUUCCAGAAGAAGAGAAAAUCAUAGUUGAAGAAACUAAAAGUAACGGUCAGACAGUGAUGGAGGAAAAGAGCCUUGUCGAUACUGUGUAUGCAUUAAAGGAUGAAGUACAAGAGUUACGACAGGAUAACAAAAAGAUGAAGAAGUCUUUGGAAGAGGAGCAGAGGGCCCGCAAAGACCUGGAAAAGCUGGUGCGGAAGGUUCUAAAGAACCUGAAUGACCCUGCUUGGGAUGAGACCAAUCUAUAAGGCUGACUGGUUCUGUGAGCUGAGGACCUGUGACCAGGUGAGCCAGGCGGGGCGACGUCCGGGAUGGAAGAACAUUGUCAUCAUGCGCAGAUAGCAACGAUCACACCGUCACGGAAGAGGCCAGGCUGCGCUCAUCCCCCUCUGCUGACAUCUUGAGUACCUCACUUAGCAAUAAGUUUGGUGACUGACUAAAGUCUGCCUUUCGGACUUUUCAGUUGAGUGUGUAGACACCACACACGCGUACUUCUGUAAAUACUUCAUUCUGAACGUACAUCCAUGACUGUGUCUGGGCUGACCCUCUUGCUAGAACUUCUCACCAACCCCCGGCUCCAGGAGGUGCACUUGGGCCCCAUUGCAGGCAGAGGGGUGGAAGGUGCCUCUGGCAGGCCUGGGUCCUGAGCCAGCUGGUCCCCAGGGUACCGUGUUGGCAUGUUCCCUGCCGGCGCACUAUGCCAGCUUGACCUGGUGUCAUUGGUCUUCUCUUGCAGCAGUAUUCUGCCCAGAAGCCUGUGAUGUGCCAGAGGGACACGGGCCCAGUGGGACCUGGCCCCAAAUUCCGGGCCGAGGACACCAUCAGGCAUAUCUGGAAGCUGACUCCUGCCGCCUCAUGCAGGACUCCUCUCAGUGCAGGGGGCAUGGCCCAGGCUGUCCCACACAGGCUCCUGUAGAAACCUGUUAAUAGUCUACCAUUACAUCCUCCCCAGAGAGAAAACUAGAAUCUGUACAUAAAUGUUAUUUAUUAUUCAUGCCACAGCCAGUCAGAACCACCCAAGGCAGCGCUAUGAGCAGUGGGCGGGUUUUCACUUUAGCCCACUUUCACCCUGAGAACUGUUUUGUCAUGGAUGUGGCCAGCAUUGUCUCAUGACCACUGAAAACCCACUUCUCCCUCAUUCGGCAAGAAUAAAGCAAUACUAAGUGCAGCUGAGUAGGUCCACCGGUGGGGAGACAGUCAGGAGCCCUCACCUCACCCCGCUUCCUUGCCUCCCUGGGCCUGGGGGCUCCAGACAACCAGCAGCCUGGGCAGGAGAGCCUGGUUCAGCUGUAGCAAUAAGUUAUGGCGGCGCAGCAACUUGCCAUCGGCGCUCUUCCUCCAGGGAGGUCGGGCCUGAAGUAAGAGCCACUUUUUUGCAGGAAAAUAAUAUCUCUUUCCCAGAUACACAGCACUUCCGAGUUGCUUGACCCCGA